GUCACAUUUCUUUUUUUUCCAUUUAUUUUCAUUCUAUUCCAAUGUCUGACUUUGGCGACUUCAAUACACCAUCAGAGGACCCUACUGCCGAUUUCCUUGCACGCGAAAGAGCUGCUUUAGGUCAAGAUGCCGACUUUUUCACCAAUGACGAUAGUCUCAUCUCUUCAUCUCAUGACCUCACCUCACCUCCUCUUCCUACCUCUUUGCCCAUGUCUCCUGCCAUCUUUAACGACUCUCCUCAACUCGGUCACGAAACAGCUGUUGGUUUCCUUGCCGAAAACACUUUGACUUCUUUCGAAACAAGCUAUCCUAAAGCUGAAGAGCUGGAGUCUUCACAAGCUUUCCAUAAGGCCUUGAUGCCUGAAGAAGAACCCGAAACUGUUCGUCAAUGGCGUGAAAAGCAAGCUGAAAUUAUUGCUCAGCGUGAUGCAGAAUCAGAAGCCAAGAAGGAAGAAAAGAUUAAGCAUGCUCGUGAAGAUAUAGAUAAAUUCUAUGAGGAUUACAACGACAAAAAGCAAAAGGCUAUUGAAGAAAACAGAGAGCGUGAAGAAAACUAUAAGCAGAACAAUGAACAAGUUGCUUCUUCAGCCAAUAUUUGGGAUCGUGUUGUGAAGGAAAUCGAUAUUUCAAAUGCAAAGACUGGUUAUCACACAAAGGAUGUGAUUAAAAUGAAGGAAUUAAUGCUUGAUCUCAAGAGAGAUCCAAAGGCACCUGGUAAUAUGAUUGAAGCCUAAUAAAAAAAAA
This is a messenger RNA of Gilbertella persicaria, 744 nucleotides long. Its product is annotated as clathrin light chain. Gene Ontology annotation, biological process: clathrin-dependent endocytosis; clathrin coat assembly; intracellular protein transport. Lineage: Eukaryota; Fungi; Mucoromycota; Mucoromycetes; Mucorales; Choanephoraceae. The transcript is spliced from 4 exons. Gene Ontology annotation, cellular component: clathrin coat of coated pit; clathrin coat of trans-Golgi network vesicle; plasma membrane. Gene Ontology annotation, molecular function: clathrin heavy chain binding; structural molecule activity. The record is from RefSeq and is a predicted model, not a curated record. Bases 42 to 734 code for a protein of 230 amino acids.